Penicillium samsonianum is the source of this 2580-nucleotide messenger RNA. RefSeq lists its product as uncharacterized. The transcript has 6 exons. The record is from RefSeq and is a predicted model, not a curated record. Lineage: Eukaryota; Fungi; Ascomycota; Eurotiomycetes; Eurotiales; Aspergillaceae. Bases 1 to 2580 code for a protein of 859 amino acids.
AUGGGCUGCCAGAUCGGUGUAGUCUCUAGCACACCGAAUGAGCCACCAGACUCAGCAAACAAUAGUCGGCGGAUCUACGAGCAAUCAUUACACAAGCUUCAAACUGCUAUUGAUGGACUGAGGCUGAAAAAGCCAGAUUUUCUUGACCUGGGCGGGGAUAUGACCCUUGCCCUUUCAAAUGCGAAUGUCAAUCCUUUCAGCGAGCCUGAAAGGUUUCAAGAGGUUGUUGAAAGUGCCAUGCAAGGAAUUGACAAGAAAAGAAAUACUUUUCAGUCCAUGUUCGCUUCUAGUCUAGCCAGAAUUGCUCCCAUUGCUGGCAUUGCUCUUGGUAUCACUGGUUCCGCUGGAGAUGCGGCUGGUAUUGGACCUUUGGGGCAUGUGGCUACCGGGCUUGGAGCUGUUCUUGCUUACGCGAUUCAGGAAAAAGAAAGGGGCGAGGAUAUAGUCAAUCAGCUCAACAAUCUCUCGUAUAGUCGGCGAUACGUGGAGAAAAUAAUCAAAGUCAAGAAAUGUCCGGACAAAGAUCUUGUCGAUGCGUGCUUCCAACUGUUGGCUACGCUGAACAAUUUUCUCCGGACAAGCCUACAGUAUUUGGCCAGAUCUUUGAUGUAUAAUCUGCUGAGAGGUCUUGUUGGCGGCGGGGCAAUCGAUGAAUGUAGAACUGCACUCAAAGAUGCGCUCGCGAAAUUUGAUCUAGUAUUACAGAGAACGGCCAACUUAAUCAUCCUCGAAACGGGUGAAAGAUAUGAACAGCAAGAAUUACUCAAGUGGUUCAGUCAGUUGAGCUUCAAGGAAAUCCAAGCUAAGCAUCGAAGUGAAAGAUGUGACGGUACCGGAGAAUGGUUCUUGGAGUCCGAUGAAGUCCAGCAGUUUAUGGAAGGGAAGCUUCGGUGGCUAUGGUGCACAGGCCGCGCUGGCGUUGGCAAAACGAUUCUUAUGUCAUCACUGGUGGGAAACUUGGAACACCAAAUUCGAGAUAACCGUGACGCUGGAAAGAAACUUCUAUCCUACGUUUUCUGUGAUAUCAAUGACCAGCAGAGACAAGAUGCUGAGGCCCUCUUUGGAUCCAUUGCCUGCCAAGUUGUGGAGGGCAGGCUCGGCGACCUUUACCAACCUGCUCUGUCAUUUCGGGAGACACAUCAAGGGAGUCCACCUAAGUUGACAGAUUUCAUGGAUUUUAUCGAACAGAGCGUUCCAGAAGAGUUUCAAUUGUUGAUAUUAGUUGAUGCUCUUGAUGAACUUUCGGAUAUGGAACAAUUUGUCGAAUCGCUGAAUGGUCUUCUCGGCCGAAUGUCUAACAAACUGAGCAUUGUAACAACCAUGCGCCCAGAGAGUUGUCUCCGACACGGCCUAAGAAGGGGAUAUGAUAGGUCUCUUGAGAUCAAAACACCUAUCACGGAUCUGACGGCUUAUGUCAAAGGUCGGAUAAGUAGGAAGAAACCCAUACUAUUUGACAUGGAUUACCAAACUGAACAAACAAUUAUCGACACAAUUGUGGACAAGGCUGAUAACAGGUUCAUCUUAGGUCGCCUGCAACUUGACAGUCUCUAUUGUCUGCGACCAGGCAGCAAGGGGGAUUUGGAUCACGAGCUGUCGAAUUUGAGUUUGAAACUUGAUGAGUUUUACGAGAAAUCUCUCACAAUUAUCAACAAGGACAAAGAUGUCCUCCGUCUGCUUUCGUGGUUGCUAGUUGUCCCGAAGCCACUUGACUUUGCCGACCUCGAGGAGUGGGAAAGGAUACACCCAACACAAAGACGAGGACCGCUCUCCAUCCAAGAAUUACGCCAUGCUCUUGCCAUCCGGUGCGGAAGAACGACAACGUUGCGGAUAUUGCAAGAGCAUAUGCUGCGGAUCAGAUAUAUUGUGGGUUUGUCUGGUGGAUUGUGCACGCUCGAUCAAAACGGCGGUACUAUCACAUUCACGCAUCCAACCGUCCAGGAGUAUCUCAUCGGGAAAAAGCCAGACUUAUUUCCAAAUCUUGAAGCGGACCGUUGCAGAGCAUGCUUAGCCUACCUGAGCUUAGACGAAUUUAAGGCUGGAGCAUGUACAAGCAGGGCUGAAUGGGACGCACGAUUGGAAUCUUUCCCCUUCCUCGAAUAUGCUGCGCGUAAUUGGUGCGAAAUUAGGGGGCUCACAUCGACUUGGGAGCAGGUAAACAACGAAAUUGAAGAUGAUAUUGUAGGCGUGCUGUCUCAUGAAGGACUUGUGGCGAACUUGGCACAAGUGAAUGCGUAUAGCAGGGGAUGGAUGACCGGAACAAACACAUACAUUCCCCGCACUACCGGGUUGAUUGUCGCCAUGGAGUUCAAUCUUUUGGGCGUUAUGAAAAGGUUGUGCGCCUCGGGAGUUGACGUCAAUGUGCAUUCUGAGACUGGACAAACAGCACUGGACCUCGCUGUCACGGCAGAACCCCCUUAUGUCGAGCUGCUUCUGCAGCACGGCGCAAAAGUAACCGACGAAACUGGUCGUAGUGCACUACGAAUUGUCGAAGGACUUCCUCGCCGUCGUCUGAACGGGGGUGAUAGGAUUGUCAAUAUGCUGCUCGAAGCUGAUCCGACCUUGCAGCGAACACGGGUCUGA